AUGAGCGGCGGCGGCGGCGGCGCGGGGGGCGGAGGGAAGGGGGCCGCGGCCGCGGGGCCCGUCCCGCAGGCCUCGAGGAAGCUCGUGCAGAGCCUCAAGGAGAUCGUCAACCGCCCGGACGCCGAGAUCUACGCCGCGCUGCGCGAGUGCUCCAUGGACCCCGACGAGGCCGUCAGCCGCCUCCUCUCCCAAGAUACCUUUCAAGAGGUAAAGAGCAAGCGUGACAAGAAAAAAGAGGUUAAAGAGACUCCCGAGCCAAGGUCUCGAGCGGCAAAUAAUGCUACCAGUCGGGGUGUAAGAGGUGGUCCAGAUCGAGGUGGGCGAAACAACUCUGCUUACAACAGCUCCAUUGAUAACAUGACCUCAAGGUCAUCCGUCUCAGGAUCUGGUAUGCAAUCAACCAAUUCCACCCAGAAGCAAACAGUUCAAAGUUCCUCCGUGAACAAAAAUCUGGUUGCUGAUGCACCAUCGGUACCACCACAAACAUCAUCUGGGUUUCAGCAUGGCUGGUCUGGGACGCCAGGUCAGUUGUCAAUGGCUGAUAUUGUGAAAAUGGGUGGCAGGCCACAGGCUCAGGGGAAGCCUUCUACCAAGACUGUGGUCACAGCGGACAAAGGAUAUGCCGGACAAUACCCAUCUUUGCCCACCAUUGUAAACCAGAAUGCAAAACAAUCUGCGAGCACAGUUGCACCAACAGAGCUUGACCAAGGGUUACCUUCUGCGCAAGAUUCUGUUCUGGUUAAGGACCACAGUCACACAGCUGCUGAUAACAAGCAGAAAUAUGAUAAUGAUUGGUCUCCACAAGAUGACCCGCCAGCAGGGAAUCAAUCCUCCCUCCCUGAGACAUCUGGGGACCCAUCAUUAUUUGAGGCACCAUUACAUCCAUCGACGCAUGUUGCUGAUGCGGUUUACUUGCAUGAAAAUUCUUAUUUGGAUGAUAACAUCUCUGCUGCAAUGAGAUCAGGAAAUGCUUCUGAGAGACACUUGGAUCACUAUGGAGGGAAUUCUGAAUAUAAUGAUGGAUUAUUGCAGAACUCGAGUACCUAUCUGGCUCAGACGCAUUCUCACAUAGAGGACCAAGCUGAGGAGUCCAAUGCUGAUGUAUCAGCAGCAGCAAACUUCCAGGGUCUGAGCCUACAUGAUGAAGAGCUAGCUGCCACAAAGUUUGCCGAAGAUAACCCAGCAGUUAUAAUUCCGGACCAUCUGCAAGUUGCCAACACAGGCUGUGCCGGAUUGAGCUUUGGCAGUUUCGGAUCUGGUGCAUUUUCUGGGCUCCUCCCACCGCCAAAGAGCACUGAAAACAAUGUGGAGUUGCCUAUUGUGGAGGAAUCUGAACCUAUAGAUCAUACAGAUACGAGGGAUCAAGAUUUCUACGAAAUUCCUCCGAAUUCGCCACCAAACGAGAACCUUGAGGAAAUUAUGGGAGCUAACACUGAGAAUCUUGAUGUACCUUCUGUUCAACAGCCUGAUGUCCUGAGACAAGAAAUACUGGAUGAUCCUUCAGGUGUUCAAUAUAAUCUGCCAUCAGUCUCGAGCCACGCGUAUGCGAACCCAGCACAGCCAAAUGCAAUGGAUGCCAUGCAAGGAAGUAACCAAGCGCACACUCUUUCACACCUGUCAAGCUUGCUGCAAUCAAAUACGUUACAACAACACAACCUGUUGGGCUCUAAUAUGGCACCUCUUCGGGACUUGGACUUCGGUUUAUCACCUUUGUUGGCAGCACAAGCACAAUCAAUGGGAGCAAGAUAUAACUCAGCUGCACCAACUACUACUGGCAUGCAGGAGCCAAUGAAGCCAGGAGUUUUCUCGAACACUCAAUCCACACAAAAUCUUCCGAGUACCAGCAUUCAGAUGGCCCCCUCUCUUCCUCAGCAAUUAGUCCAUCCUUACUCACAGCCCACUUUACCUAUUGCACCUUUCGCAAAUAUGAUUGGCGCAAAUAUGAUUGGCUAUAAUCCAUACUUGGCACAAAACUACCCUGCUUACCUGCCGUCAACCGCCUUCCAGCAAGCUUACUCGAGUAAUGGACAGUUCCAUCAGUCUGCCGCUGCUGUACCAGGAGCUGGCAUGAAGUACUCGAUGCCACAAUACAAGAACAACAUGUCAGCCGCAAACUUACAACAACAACAACAACCUUCGUCGGUUAUAUCUGGUUAUGCAGGCUUUGGUAGCUCAAGUAACCUUCCAGGAAAUUUUGCCCUCAACCAGAAUGCUGCCCCUCCGUCGGCUAAUCUUGGGUUUGAUGAAGCACUGAGCGCUCAGUACAAAGAGGCCAAUCAAUACAUGGCUCUCCAGCAGCAGGGCGACAACUCUGCGAUGUGGCUUCAUGGGGCUGGUUCAAGAACCGCGUCAGCAAUUCCUCCUACCCAGUUCUAUGGCUACCAGGGACAGAGCCAGCAGCAGGGCGCCUUCCGGCAGGCGCAGCAGCCCCAGCAGCCUUCUCAAUACGGGGGCCAUGGAUACCCGGCGUUCUACCAUUCCCAGGGCGGCGGCAUGGCGCAGGAGCACCACCCCCAGAACCCGGCCGACGGAGCCCUGAAUGGCUACCAGGGGGCGCAGCAGCAGCAGCAGCAGCAGCAGCAGCAGCCAUCUCACCAGAGCUGGCAGCAGCACGCCAACUACUGA
This is a messenger RNA of Triticum turgidum subsp. durum (durum wheat), 2625 nucleotides long. NCBI's taxonomy places the organism in Eukaryota, Viridiplantae, Streptophyta, Magnoliopsida, Poales, Poaceae. The record is from the annotation of a GenBank genome assembly.